AUGAUGGAAAGAAAAAUUGAAGAGGAAAAUGAAUUUAAAUGGGAUAUUCCUAUUUGGUGGAGUAUUAAUGGAAAAGAUCAACCAAUGCUUUGGUUAAAAGACUCAACAGAAUUGGAAACGAGUGCUGGGGAUUCAAUCGUUUUAAAUUUUCGUUCUGAAGGAUUUUAUAGAGUACAAUAUGACCCUGAUGAAAUACACCAAAUUCGACAACAAUUAUUUGAUAACUAUACGAAAUUUUCAAUGGUUAGCCGUGUACGUAUAAUUAAUGAUGCAUUUACAUUAGCAGAGGGUGGUUAUUUGCCCUAUGAAGAUAUUUUAAAUUUAACUAAAUAUUUGGUAAAUGAAGAGGAAUACCCACCUUGGGAAAUGGCUUUGACUGGCUUUAAUGUAAUACAAAAUUAUUUUGACGAUGAACCUGAAACUGAGGAUUUGCGGGAUUAUAUUAAAUUAUUAAUUGGUGACAUUUUUGAUCGUGAAUUGGAUAAAAUUGGAGAAUGGAAAUUUGAAGAUGAAGAAAAAGAUUUCUUUAAUGAGUAA
Molecule: messenger RNA, 537 nt
Organism: Meloidogyne enterolobii
Lineage: Eukaryota; Metazoa; Nematoda; Chromadorea; Rhabditida; Meloidogynidae
Source: the annotation of a GenBank genome assembly